UAAAUGGAGAGAACUUAAACUCAUAUUCCGUUCCGCUUCAUUCCAUUAUAUUUCAUCGAUACAUAUAAUAUAAAGUUAUCAAAUUUGGUCUCUAAUGACUAGGAAACAAGAUCCCUUCCUCUGAAUUUGGAUCUGUUGUCUUCCCAACACUUCAUUCCAUGUAACUUCUCUUUCACAAACCAUGAUCCAAAGAUUCCACAAUAAUUAAUAAUGAACCCUUUUCCAUCUCAAUCCACCAAAUCCUUCUACGCAUACCCAAGAUCCGAAAUCGACUUAGAAACCGGAAUCCCCAUCAUAAUCAACCGAACCAGAAAACCCAAAAAAACACCAUUUUUUCACAUUUUCAAAAUGAUAAAAAAACUCCAUCACUUUUUCAAAAUUCAUCCUUUAAUAGCUUUAUUACUCUUAUCUUUCUCAUUUGUUGUAACCCUUUUCGUUUUUCUAUCUUAUAAUAAAACCCAAUUAACCGGGUACUCGAAAACCGAUUCGGGUUUUGAUGAUUACCCUUUUUUAAAGCUUAAGAAUUUGGUAAUGGUUGCUGGUCAUUCGAUUUAUACGAGUAGUGAUUGUGGGAAGAUUGAGAAAGAGGAUUCUUGGUAUUUGGAAUCUUAUCAGAAGAAUCCUGGUCAAGCUAAAACUUUUGUGAAGCAUAUUGAAGAAGGGGUUGAGAUUGUUGAUAGAGAUGAGGAUGCUUUGCUUUUGUUUAGUGGUGGUGAGACGAGGAAAGAUGCUGGGCCGCGGAGUGAGGCGCAGAGUUAUUGGGCUGUUGCUGAUUAUAAAGGAUGGUUUGGUAAGGAAGAAAGUGUAAAAUGGAGAGCACUUACGGAGGAACAUGCUCGGGACAGCUUUGAAAAUCUUCUAUUUAGUGUCUGUCGAUUCCGAGAGCUUACCGGCACCUAUCCUCAAAAUAUUACUGUUGUAAGUUAUGAUUUCAAGGAAGACAGAUUUGCAAAUCUACAUCGAUCUGCGAUUGGCUUUCCGGAGUCAAGGUUCUUCUAUGCUGGCACGCCUGCUACAUCGAAUUCAAAAGAAGCUGCUUUAAAAGGCGAGGAAUUGGUGAGAACACAAUUCUCUAGAGAUCCAUAUGGAUGUCGAGGUUCACUCUAUCAUAAGAAACUAAAGCGCGACCCUUUUCACCGGUCGAUUCCAUAUCCUAAUGGAUGUCCAGAAAUUGAAUCUUUGUUCAGAUAUUGUGGGCCAACUCCAUAUCCUGGUGCACUUCCGUGGGCGUAGUUACGGUGGUUCAUGAAAUUAUACAAGUGUAAACUUACAAUGUAGAGAUAUUAGAUACAGUGCAACAACUUGAUGUUGCAUGAAUUUGUUGAUACACUAUAUGAAGAUUAAAUUUGUUGUUAAGGUGCUGAUAAAUUGUGUAGAGGAAUUAUGAAACUGUUGUUGCAUUUUGGUUAGAAAAAGUCUAGCAAAGUUUUUGAACGGUGGAUUUAUUAAAAUUCUUGGGGUUCUCAACAUGACAGUUCAAUAUGAAAUCUUGUAAAGAGCUGUAUUUUUUUAGAA
Messenger RNA from Trifolium pratense (red clover), 1515 nucleotides. RefSeq lists its product as uncharacterized. Gene Ontology annotation, cellular component: cytoplasm. Bases 211 to 1233 code for a protein of 340 amino acids. The transcript has 3 exons. The record is from RefSeq and is a predicted model, not a curated record. NCBI's taxonomy places the organism in Eukaryota, Viridiplantae, Streptophyta, Magnoliopsida, Fabales, Fabaceae.